AUGAAAAAAACCUGCGGCAAAGCAUUGCAGACACAAGCGCAUAACCAUAAAUUCUUCCAGAACGCCAAAAUUCUGGGUCGAGGCAAUGACCGCGUAGCCAGGGAAACGAUCGUGGCCUGGCACACGGAGACAACCUCAAUAAACCGUUGUGUCGCCCUUCCGACAGCCUACCAAGCCCUCCGGACGCAGCUCAACGAACUAAAGAGCAAGCGGGAAGUCAGGCCGGACGUGAAUCCAAACACGGGAGAGCCUACGACGGACCUACACGUAGCCACACCGCAAAUCGGGCCCGACGAAGGCGCAGUCAUCAAUACUGUUGCCUCAGCUACUACUCCGGCAGACGGGGAGAAACGCGGUCAGAGGGAUGCAAUCAAGACUAGCAACCCAGCACGACAAUUAAGGUCAACGCGAAUGCGGGCAAUGGCCACCAACGUUCAAAUGCCGCCCUCCGACGAGAGACAGGCAGAUUGA
Messenger RNA from Spirometra erinaceieuropaei, 471 nucleotides. The record is from the annotation of a GenBank genome assembly. NCBI's taxonomy places the organism in Eukaryota, Metazoa, Platyhelminthes, Cestoda, Diphyllobothriidea, Diphyllobothriidae.